UUCGGUUCGGUUCUGAUAGCUCGCCGGCCAUUCCUCUUAGGUCGACGCUCCUCAGCAGCUGCUUGAGCCGCCCCCAUCCCCGCCUAGCGCUUUGGUCCAGCGACCGCAGAGACGUCCGAGAGCCCUGUGUCGGUUGAGAAGAGAAACACUUGUGUGAUCCGAUUUCCUUCUUGGGGUUUACGUAGGAGGGAUACGGAUCGUAACCCUAGCUCGUCGAUCAUUGUUCCUCCGCGCUUCUCCUUUUCUUCCUCCCUAUUUGUUCCACCGCCUCCUCGCUCGUUUUCUUUCGCCCUCCUGGAAACCAACCCAUCUUUGGAAACAAAAGGUUCAUUGGAUUUAUCACAAGGCACCCUCUGAAGAGGAAAAAAGAAGAUGAGGCAGCAAUGUCUGUGGAAUGUGCUGUGCACUUAGCAAAUUUGAGGCUGGCUAAGAUAUCUUGGAUAUGGGAUCUGAAGCUAUACAAGCUGCAAAGGUGUAUCGCAGUCUUCUCAAAGCUGUAAAGAAAUAUAUUGGUAAUGAUGGCAGCAAAAGGCAUUUCAGAAAUUACAUCACUGAGGAGUUCCGAAAAAAUGCUUCUGUGUCUGAUCAGGCUACAGUUGAGAACAAAAUCAAGCUGGCUCAUGAGUACACUUUCCUACUGAACAGUGUGCACCAUCAUAAGGAAUUGCUCUUUUCAUACAACAUAGCUGUGGAUCGAUCAGAUGAAAUGAAGAAAGUAUUGAAUAAAUCUGCUGCCAGUGUGGGUCUUCGGUUACCUGAAGUUUAUCAGCCUUGAUUGUUGGUUUUUUGAUGUUUCUGGAUAUGCUGAGGAUCUCUCAGUUGCCUUUAGAUUAAUCUAAAAUAACAUUCUCUCCCUUCGGCUAUGUUGGCAUUAACGAUUUCAGCCAAUAAAGUGUCAACCAUGGACAUGGAUGAGCAUAAAUAUGGAGGACUUUUGUCAGUAGCAUUUUUUUCUGUCCCACCAAUUUCUGUAUCCAAAUUCUUCAGUGUAGGCCUUAUGACCAAGUAAAGGCUGGUUGAGGGAAAAUUAAAGUGGUUAGCAACUGAAGCAUUCUCAAAGUCAAGCUUUGCGAAACUGUUAGAUUUUGAUUGGCCUAUUUGAGAUGAUGAUUCUAUUGGCAUUUGGUGUAUGCAGAGUUUAAAUAGGUUUUCCUUCUUACCAAGCUUGCCUUUUACCGUUAUUGUUGUUGAAUUACGUCUGAUAUUUGUAACUUCAAAUUUACACGGAAACCCUCUGUCUAACGAAACCAUUACCAUAUUUUUAUUUUGAAAUGUUGGAGAUCUUGUAAUGGAGUCAUUCGAGUUGUGCACUUAGUAUGUUAUUCUCAGAACUGCUUGUUUGUGCUUCUUGUUUUGAUAUAUUGAUACAUCAUUUGAUGCCCUGC
This is a messenger RNA of Musa acuminata AAA Group (dessert banana), 1385 nucleotides long. RefSeq lists its product as uncharacterized. Lineage: Eukaryota; Viridiplantae; Streptophyta; Magnoliopsida; Zingiberales; Musaceae. The coding region runs from base 443 to 775 and encodes 110 amino acids. The record is from RefSeq and is a predicted model, not a curated record. The transcript is spliced from 4 exons.